GAAAAAUAAGACAAAGAUCUUUGAAGGUAUCACUGAUUCUUUACUUAAUAUUUAUGAGAAUAGGAGUACUUUUCUUUCUAAAUUUCUGAAAAAGGUGGAAGAUGAAGCCGAUGUAAUAACUUUGAGUGAUGAAAUGAGAAUAAGAUUAAUACAAGCAUACCUCAGAUUAGGAUAUAAAAGUUUACAUCAUGAUAAUCCACAUAUGAACUAUUUAGUCUUUCGACCACAAAGAAUGCGGUUACAAGAAGAAAGGCAAUCUAUUGGAAGUUUGAUUAUUAAAUUCUCACUAAGUGAAUCUUUGUCUACUCGAGCAGAUUUCGACGAUCUGAUUUCCCAGUAUACAAACCUAUCUGAUGUGAAGGAUGAGAUAUGGUAUCAUUUUGUUUUUGCUGGCAUAACCAAUAUCGAGAACCCGCUAGAUUAUUUAGCCGCUGAAAAUGUUCGAUUGAACCUCUCAGGUGGAAUUGAGGAUGUACGUGGAGAUAUUAAGAAAUAUGGAAGUUAUCCCUUAUCACUACGCAAGGCUGAUUUAACAAGAUUAUUCGAAUGGAAGAAAACGCUUAAAGAUAACAUCAAAUUCUAUCACGAUAAAAUCAAUGGACUCAUGAAGUUAGCUUCCUUAUAUAAACUCCCAUAUAACAUAGCUGUUGAAGAUUAUAGUGAACUAACUGCUGCUCACUUGACAGACAACGCGAGAGAACUUGUGAAAGUUUUUCAAAAAGGAAGUAAAUGUCUUAAUAAUUUUUUGAGAUUUCUUGCACAAUGUUAUGAGGACGAAGGUUAUGUUAGUUACAGGAAAUGCCUUGAUUGGAUUGAAACCAAUCAGGUGACAGGAUGGCAUGGAUAUAAUCAAAAUAUAACAGAUCUUCUGGUAACUAUAGAAAUCGUCGAUGAUGAGACAAGAUGUGAAAAAUUAUGGGAGGAAUAUUACGAAGAUAGAGAAAAAAAGGAUUUUCGCAUGCUUGAAAUUUCAAAGAUCCAAUCUGAGAAGCUACCACAGUUCACUUACAGAGGCUCAAGCAAGUAUCGGAAGAGACUGGAAACAAAGGCUAUCGAUCUAUAUAUCGACUUAAAGAAUGCAUUACAUCCUUCUUUAGUCUUGUUUUAUGAUUUACAGCUCAAGCAACUUGCACAGAUGGAAGUAUACGUAAAUCAAGUUAAAACUCUCGACAAUACUGCUAUUUCACAUCACUUACCGAUGGUCGCUGAUCGUGCACUUAUCAACAAGAAUAUGCACGCUAUCAAAGACCUUAUUGGAUUGAUUGGUAAUUACAUAAUAAGAAAUUCUUAUACAAAGCCUUCAAAAGAUACAAUUAGAGAGAUGAUGGAUGAUAUACGUUUCCAAAAAGACGAAGAUCCCAAUGAGUUGGUCUUGAAGGUACUUAUAAUCCUAGAUUUUGUUGAUGCACCUUUGGAGCGUCUCGACCUACUUAAUCAGUCGCAUGAAACUAAAAAAGAAAGGAUAGCAAAAAUAAAUGGAAUCAAACGCAAGAAUGUAAGUAACGCUCACGAAGAGGGCAAGGAGUAUGUAUUGGAGGCGUCUUCUCAGGAUAGUAUAAGUAACGAAGGGGAAUUUCCUACUACCAGAAGUGGUAGGAAACGCAAAAGUGACAAUGAUCAGAAGGGGCCAAAGAAGAGGAAGUGAAGGGUGUGGCUAAGAUAAUCACAUAUAUAGUGUUUAAUCAUUCAUUCAUUCACUUCGAUGUUCAAGCAGAGACAAACAACUUUAUAAAGGGUAAUAUAUCCGAGUGGUUUAUUUCUAAGAAAAAUACUUAGUUAACAAGAGCCUAUUGCAUCUCUGUCAAACUUAGGCGUGGAUCAUCCCCAGAUCUAUCCGUCAUUAAUGUCCAACGUCCGUCUAUCUUUAAGUCCAAGUUGUUAAUCAUUCCGUUUUUGAUCAGGAAAAGGACUGCGUCUGAAAUCUCCUCUGGUUCUAUUGGUCUUUGUGGGAAUGAAGCGCUCUUUGCGAGUUCUGUCAUGAAGUAACCAAGUUUAGCACCUACCAUGGCUGAAUUGAUGAUACUAGGUGAGACAGUAUUAACUCUUAUGCCAGAUGGUGCUAAGAAAUCUGACAUCGCAACACCAACACCAUGGCUCCCCGCUUUAGUAGGACCGUAGCAAAGAACGCGCGCAAUACCUUCUUUAGCUACACUUGAGAAGUUGACAAUAACACCUCUCUCUUCCUUUGUAGUAAAGAAUUCGUUGUUCUUCAUCUUAUCUGGUUCAUAUCUCUCGUUGAUCGCGUCUGCUACUAAUCCAUUAAUAAUAAAUGUACCCAAUGUAUUAAUAUCAAGCAUUUUCUUAAAUCUAGCAAUGUGGUCUCCAAUUCUGUUGGUCCAUGGUUGAGCAAGCGCGACACCAGCACAGUGCACGACGCCUGAGAGUUUCUUUUCGAAUGCAUUAGCUGCUAUUUUCACAGCAUCCCUUGAAAUUGCCUCGUCUGUGAUAUCACAACGAACAUACAAAGCAUGGUCACCAAAUGCUUUGGUGGCAGUCUCACCAGCUUUCUGCUCGAUGACGUCGAAUAAAACGACAUAACCAGCUUCUGAAAUAAUAGCCUUAGCGAUCGCUGUACCAGCACCACCUAAUCCACCUGUACUGUUUGACUUAUUAGAG
Wallemia mellicola CBS 633.66 is the source of this 2616-nucleotide messenger RNA. RefSeq lists its product as hypothetical. Lineage: Eukaryota; Fungi; Basidiomycota; Wallemiomycetes; Wallemiales; Wallemiaceae. The record is from RefSeq and is a predicted model, not a curated record. Bases 134 to 1645 code for a protein of 503 amino acids. The transcript is spliced from 3 exons.